AUGGCAGAAGAAGUUCAAGAAGGGCAACAGUUGAGCGACAGCGACAAAGCAGCCGAAAAACCAGCUCAAGACAAUCCUGAUCAAGAGACGGAACAAAAAAACGUGCAGCUGACUUCGUCAGAGCCACCACAAGGUAGUGAUCCUGUGGCACAAGAGGAGUCCAAACCAGAAACAGGAGAUAGCUCAGCUCCACAGGAGCCCAUCUCCAAUGAAGGCGGUACAGAAUCAUCUGAGAGUGUAGAGCCUGUGAAAGAUGCAGGUGAAGGACUUGCUGUAAGUGAGGAACAAGGAAAUCAGAGGGAAUCAGAGGAAAACACACCUGAGGAAAAUGAGAAUAACAAUGUUAAGAGUGAGGAAAAUUCAGAAGUACCCAAGGAAGAGACAGAAGUUAACAAUGAUGGUGAGAAAAAGGCAGAGUUACAGGAAGGUGAUAGUGUGCCACAAGAGGAAAGUAUUGCUCAAAAACCUGGUUAUGAACAACAAGCUGAGGUGAAACCAGAAGAGAAGAGGGAGGAACCUACAGAGGAAGAAAACAAAGAGGAACAAGGUGCAGUCAGCCAGGAGGAAAACAAGCCAGCUGAUGGAGAAAGUAAUGUUCAAAAACCCAGUGAGGAGCAACAAGCUGAAGGAACAGCAGCAGAAUCUGAAAAUAAGGAUAUAGCAGAGAAGCAAGAAAAUGAAUCAAAUGGAGAAAAAGGAGAUGCUCCUGACAUAACCAAUACCAAUCAAGAAGAAGCUACAAAGGGCACUAUAACUACAGAAGAUUCUUCUCAAAAACCCAGUGAUAAGGAUGAAGCUGAUGGAGCAACUAAACCAGACAUAACACCUGUAGAGACAGACAACAACAAAGAUAAUCAGAUAGUACAAGCAACUCCAGAGAAUGAACCCACAGAUGUGAAGCAGGAAGAGGUUUCAGAGGAAGCUGACAAGCCUGUGGAGAACCAGGAACAUAUUCAGUCAGAUGCUCCACCCACAGAACAACAGCCUGCUGUGACAACAACACAGAUUGCUACCGUGCCUGCAAAUGAAGCACCACAAACCAAACAAGAUGAACUUCAAGAAGAGAACAAAAAAUUAAAACAAGAUAUGUUUAUGAUGAAACAACAAGAGGAUGCCUACAGAAUCAAAGUCCUUAGCUUGGAACAAGAAGUUGGAAAGUUAAGAGCAAGAAAAAUUGACAAUAGAAGUACAGAUUCACUUGCCUCAGACUCGGACAGUUACUUAAAACAGAAAUUGGCAGAAACUGAGAGGGAACUAGAUACAGCAGAGAGGAAAGUGAAGGACUUGCAGCUGAGACUGAAACGAUUUGCUAAAGAUGAUCAGAUUAAGGAUGAAAAAAUCUUCCAAAUGGAAAAGGAGGUCAAAGAAUUAUCAGAACAUAUAAAGAAAUUAGAGCGCUCAGUGGAGGAUUCCAAAACAGAGAACAAUAAUAAUGCAACCCUACAGGCAAACCCAGACAAAAAUGAUUCAAAAGUUUGUAUAAUUCUCUGAUAUUGAAAAUUGUUUUUAUACUCAUUUUUAUUUAUUUUUUGAAUUGUUAUGGUUGACUAUAAUGUUGGAUGUUGAAUAUUUAAAUGUGCACAAAUGAACUUUUUUUAUUGACAAAGGCAUUUCAAUACAAUAUUCAUAUGACUUGUGUAUUCUGUAAUUAUUAAUAUAUUGACAUGUUAUUUUCAUCAGUUAUUUGAGGUUUGUUAUAAGCAUUAUACUCUAAUUUAUGUUGAGGAAAAAGAAGAAUUCUAAGUUGAAUUCCUCCAACAACUUUAAUUUGUACAUUAAUAGUAGGCAACCACAUUUCUUUUGAGGCAAUAUACAGAUCACAAGCAUUUUCUUAUACAAGUAGACAGUAAGCAGGAUUUUGUAAUUCUUGUUUAGCAGACAUGUAAGCCUAAACAUUAUUUUUUGUGAAUACACUAUUUUUGAUACAUGUAAAUACUUUUUUCAGAUAGCUUACUUUGUACAAUUGUCACAAUCUGCAUACCUGACAACUAAGUUGAUCUGACAUCUGGAAUGUUUUACAGGAUUCCUGUGGUAGACUUGACUCUUUCUGAAAUCCAAACAUCUCAUUUCUCAUUGACUUGAAAAAGGAACAAAAAAUAACGAUGAAAAUUAAAAGUUUUUGUAUAUAAUUCCUCAAAAAAAAUCUACAUUAACUUAUUUCUUUCUAAGGCCCUAAUGGUAUUUCAGUAUGUAUACCAUUUUAUAUUUUAAUGUCAGAGUUACACAGGAUGCCAAAAAUAGUUGAAUGUGUUUGAUACUUAUUGUUUGAUGUUCUGUUUUAAGAACACAGUUUUCCAUUAUUACCUAGUAAACUCCACUAAUCACAGAACCACAAAGACUGACAAAGUAUCCAUAGAAUGGAUGACUGCACAAGUAACAACCACGUCAAGUUUCAUUUAAUCAAUUGUUUUUUCACUCAAAAAUUGCCAUGUUGUUUCAUGAGAUUUAAUUAAAUCAAUGAAUGAAGA
This is a messenger RNA of Pocillopora damicornis (cauliflower coral), 2468 nucleotides long. RefSeq lists its product as uncharacterized. The record is from RefSeq and is a predicted model, not a curated record. Lineage: Eukaryota; Metazoa; Cnidaria; Anthozoa; Scleractinia; Pocilloporidae.